Molecule: messenger RNA, 4184 nt
Organism: Nelumbo nucifera (sacred lotus)
Lineage: Eukaryota; Viridiplantae; Streptophyta; Magnoliopsida; Proteales; Nelumbonaceae
Gene: GMII
Product: golgi alpha-mannosidase II
Biological process (GO): protein deglycosylation; N-glycan processing; mannose metabolic process
Cellular component (GO): Golgi membrane
Molecular function (GO): carbohydrate binding; alpha-mannosidase activity
Source: RefSeq, a predicted model, not a curated record
UUCGAAGCUGCUCCAACCCAAUCAAAAGAGGAAAGAAAAUAGAAAAAUAAAAAUAAAAGGAAAAGCCAGAAAGGGAGAGGAAGACUAGCUUAAAGUCAGUGUGGAGGAGGUUAGAGAGACAGAAGACUGUACAUGCAGCUGAACCAGCACCGGUGCUGAUACUUGAACUUCGAUGGCCUUCUUCAACACCAGCAGCAACCGGCGGGGGAGUUCGUUAAACUCUUUGCUCCCGCUGUCGAGCCCUAAACCAAAGCUUCCCAGGAAGUCAAGGAGAAGAAGCUCUCUCCGAGAUCUCAUUUUCGCUAACUUCUUUACAAUCGGUCUCUCGAUCUCUCUUAUCUUCUUCAUAGCCGCCGUCCUUCGCUAUGGUAUCCCAAGACCCCUAUCUUCUCACUUUAAGCCCAGGAAUUAUCGUUUCCCCAAACCCAGAAAACCUGCUUAUCGGAAACCCGCUUUGCCCAACAUCCCAAGUGAAUUCGCUUCUGGCGCUAUUGUCGAUAUUACGACGAAGGAUCUGUACGAUAAGAUCCAAUUCUUGGAUAUCGAUGGAGGACCAUGGAAGCAAGGCUGGAGGGUCACUUACAAAGGAAAUGAGUGGGAUUCUGAGAAAUUGAAGGUUUUUGUGGUUCCUCAUUCUCAUAAUGAUCCCGGUUGGAAGAUGACUGUCGAGGAGUACUAUGAACUGCAGUCGCGCCGUAUAUUGGAUACUAUUGUUGACGCUCUUUCCAAGGAUGACCGCCGGAAAUUUAUAUGGGAAGAGAUGUCAUAUUUGGAGAGAUGGUGGAAGGAUGCCUCACAAGAGAAAAGGGAAGCAUUCAUCAAUUUAGUCAAGAAUGGACAGUUAGAAAUUGUUGGAGGUGGCUGGGUUAUGAACGAUGAGGCUAAUUCACAUUACUUUGCCAUCAUUGAGCAGAUGACAGAAGGCAAUAUGUGGUUAAAUGACACCAUUGGAGUUAUUCCCAAGAAUGCCUGGGCAAUAGAUCCAUUUGGUUACUCAGCUACCAUGGCAUAUUUGUUACGUCGUAUGGGUUUUGAGAACAUGCUUAUACAGAGGACUCACUAUGAGCUGAAGAAAGAACUUGCCCUGCACCAGAAUUUGGAGUAUAUAUGGCGACAGAGCUGGGAUGCUGAGGAAACAACUGAUAUAUUUGUUCAUAUGAUGCCCUUUUAUUCUUAUGAUAUCCCACACACUUGUGGGCCUGAGCCUGCUAUCUGUUGUCAGUUUGACUUUGCUCGAACACGUAGUUUUCUUUAUGAACUUUGCCCGUGGGGGAGCCAUCCUGUUGAAACUGACCAAAGCAAUGUUCAGGAGAGAGCACUGCUGUUAUUAGAUCAGUACAAGAAAAAAUCGACUUUAUACAGAACAAAUACACUUCUUGUUCCUCUUGGGGAUGAUUUUCGUUAUAUCAGCAUUGAUGAAGCGGAAGCUCAGUUCAGAAAUUACCAGAUGUUGUUUGAUUAUAUCAAUUCUAAUCCCAGCUUAAAUGCUGAAGCAAAAUUUGGCACUCUUGAAGAUUACUUCCAAACCCUUCGUGAGGAGGUAGAGAGAAUAAAUUAUUCCCGUCCUGGAGAGGUUGGUUCUGCCCAGAUUGGGGGGUUCCCCUCUCUGUCUGGUGAUUUCUUUACAUAUGCUGAUCGAGGAAAGGACUACUGGAGUGGCUACUAUGUCUCUAGGCCCUUCUUUAAAGCUGUUGAUCGAGUACUGGAACAGACUCUGCGUGCAUCAGAAAUGAUGAUGGCAUUAUUGCUAGGAUAUUGUCAGAGGUCACAGUGUGAAAAGUUCCCCACUAGCUUCUCCUACAAGUUGACAGCAGCAAGGAGGAAUCUAGCUCUUUUUCAGCAUCAUGAUGGUGUUACAGGUACUGCUAGAGAUCAUGUAGUUACAGACUAUGGAUCUCGCAUGCAUGCUUCUCUACAGGACCUGCAAGUUUUCAUGUCUAAAGCUGUUGAAGUACUACUAGGGAUCCGCCAUGAGAAAUCAGAUCAAAAUCCUUCCUUGUUUGAGUCAGAGCAGGUCCGAUCAAGAUAUGAUGCCCAGCCAGUCCAUAGGGCAAUCAGUGCUCCAGAAGGGAGUGCACAGUCGGUUGUCUUCUUUAAUCCACUGGAGCAAACAAGGAAUGAAAUUGUGAUGGUUAUUGUUGAUAGGCCGGAUGUAACUGUACUAGAUUCAAAUUAUUCGUGUGUGCAAAGCCAAGUCUCUCCAGAGUGGGAACACAACGAGGACAAGAUUUUUACUGGGAGGCAUCGAUUGCAUUGGCAAGCUUCUGUUCCUGCUAUGGGGUUGCAAACCUAUUAUAUUGCUAAUGGGUUUGUUGGAUGUGAAAAGGCUAAACCAGCCAAACUAAAAAUGUUCACUUAUUCUAAAAACUUACCUUGCCCUACUCCAUAUACUUGCACAAAACUAGAUGGUGACACAGCAGAAAUCCAGAACCGACAUCAGAUACUCACCUUUGAUGUCAAGCUUGGUUUGUUGCAGAAAAUUAGCUAUGCAGAUAGGUCCCAAACAGUAGUGGGAGAAGAAAUAGGUAUGUACUCAAGCUCGGGAGGGGCCUAUAUAUUCAGACCCAAUGGUGAGGCUCAACCUAUUUGUCAAGCUGGAGGACAGGUUGUGAUAUCAGAGGGCCACCUGAUGCAGGAAUUUUACUCUUAUCCAAAGACGACAUGGGACAAAGCUCCAAUCUCCCAUAGCACCCGUGUCUAUGAUGGAGAGAGCACUAUUCAGGAAUUUGUCAUAGAGAAGGAAUACCAUGUUGAGCUCCUUGGUUCGAACUUCAAUGACAAAGAACUGAUAGUUAGGUUCAGAACAGAUCUUGACAAUAAACGGGUUUUCUAUUCUGAUUUAAACGGUUUUCAGAUGAGCCGGAGAGAGACUUGUGAUAAAAUCCCUCUGCAGGGAAAUUACUACCCAAUGCCUUCUCUUGCCUUCAUGCAGGAUUCAAGUGGUCAACGGUUCUCUGUCCACACACGACAAUCUUUGGGUGUGGCAAGCCUUAAAAAUGGUUGGCUUGAGAUUAUGAUGGACCGCCGUUUAGUCACAGAUGAUGGGCGUGGUCUUGGACAAGGAGUGUUGGAUAACCAUCCAAUGAAUGUAAUCUUUCAUAUCCUCAGGGACUCCAAUAUCUCAUCUAUUUCAAACAAAAAUUCUACUUUCCUUCCAUUCAAUCCUUCCCUCCUCUCCCAUUGUGUUGGAGCCCACCUGAACUACCCAAUGCAGGCAUUCAUUGCUAAGAAACCACAGGAAGCAUCUGUCCAGAAGCCACCAAGAUCCUUCUCUCCUUUGGCAGCUCCCUUACCAUGUGAUGUGCACAUUGUGAGCUUUAAAGUACCACAGCCCUUAAAAUACUCCCAGCAUCACAUUGGGGACUCGAGAUUUGUUUUAACCUUACAGAGGCGGCAGUGGGAUUCUGCCUACUGUCGGAAGGGGAGAUCCCAGUGUUCAAAUAUAGCUGAAGAACCUGUUAAUCUGUUCUACAUGUUCAAGGAUCUUGCAGUCCUGAAUGCAAGGGCAACUUCCUUAAAUCUUUUACACGAUGAUACAGAAAUGCUUGGGUACGUUGAGCAGUUUGGAGAUGUUGCACAAGAUGGGCAUGUUCUCAUAUCUCCCAUGGAAAUACAAGCUUACAAACUAGAGUUGAGGCCCCAACAACAAUGAGGUGAUUGUCUCCUUUUUGCUGCUGAUUGCCACCAUUGGCGGAGUAACUUGCCGAUUGACUGAAAUGAGACCAUUUCCCAACCUCGUGCAAGAAAGGUUACACUAUUUCUUCCUUGUGCUGUACUAAGUUCAAUUGAAGAUCUCAGAGUUACCAGCUUUAUUCCCCCUUUCAUGGAUUGUCUGAAGAUGUAGGCUGCGAGUCUAUUGUAUAAAUAGUGAGGCCUUGCCCAGAAGAUUGGUAACAGACGAUUCUUAUGAAAUGCAUAAAUUUUUUUUGGGGACCUAGUAAGAAGACUUUGCUGCUGCAAAAGGUUUGGGACACAUCGGCAGUCGUACCUGCGGGAAAUGUAGUAGGAAAAUGACAACCUGUUUUUGCUAGUCCCUUCUUUUUCUUUGUUGAGCAUUUUGUUUGAUCCUGCGUACUUCAAACAGGAAGUCAUGGAAUAAUAUAUAUGCUGUAAUUAGUAGUGUUUUGUUACACAGAUAGAUAUGUGAUAUCAAUGCUUUUCCUGAAGCAUUUUAUUCCUGGAAA